AUGAUCAUUACAACAUGGAUUGUGUACAUCUUUACCCGGAAAACUAUAGGGCUACCCUUCCCACCAAACACAAACUCGGACAUUGAAGUUGUGGAAAGUGAAGCUGUAUCUGUAGUACAGCACUGGUUGAACAAAACGGAAGAGGAGGCUUCUAGGAGCAUAAAGGAGAAGAUGUCUAACAACGCCCCUUCGUGUCAUGGACAUGACGUACAUGUGACCAGAGAUUUGGUGAAGCAUCAUCUCUCCAAGAGUGAUAUGUCAGUAGAACCUAAUCAGGAAUUGCUGGAGGAGAGAACAAGGAUCCAGUUUAUAAGAUGGAGCCACACUCGUAUCUUCCAAGUACCAAGUGAAAUGAUAGAAGAUGUCAUGCAGGAGCGAAUAGAUCAAGUGAGACGAAGCAUAUCUCAUCUCACGUGUGACUCAUAUGAUGACCCAAGCUUCAGAACUUCUUGCUCAGAAUGCUAA
Molecule: messenger RNA, 465 nt
Organism: Cricetulus griseus (Chinese hamster)
Lineage: Eukaryota; Metazoa; Chordata; Mammalia; Rodentia; Cricetidae
Source: RefSeq, a predicted model, not a curated record